This is a messenger RNA of Sesamum indicum (sesame), 983 nucleotides long. Its product is annotated as reticulon-like protein B5. The record is from RefSeq and is a predicted model, not a curated record. Lineage: Eukaryota; Viridiplantae; Streptophyta; Magnoliopsida; Lamiales; Pedaliaceae. Gene Ontology annotation, biological process: response to bacterium.
CUUUAAUUGAAGAAAAACCAAAGCAAUAGCUUCUUCCCACAGUGAUUCCUAUCAUACCAAAAUUCAUAAGAAAAUUUAAUCGCACAUGUCAGGAGAUCCAGAUCUUUCUGAACCAUCAGAGGAAAAGGUUCAUAAUGAAGAGACGGAGGAGGAAAAGUUUCAUCUCUUUGGUCGCCAGAAACCAGUGCACAGCGCCCUUGGUGGCGGCAGGCCUGCAGAUGUUAUACUAUGGAGGAACAAGCAGAUUUCUGCAGCUCUACUAGCCGGUGCAACUGUUAUAUGGCUCCUCUUUGAGAGGAUAGGCUAUCAUUUGAUAACUUUCAUUUGCCAUUGUCUCAUACUGUCUUUGGCAACUCUGUUUCUAUGGUCGAACCUGUCCUUCUUUGUCAACAAAGCACCUUAUAACUUCCCAGAAAUAGUAUUGCCAGAGGACUUGUGCAUGAGUGCUGCUAGAUUACUAACAGACAGAUGCAACAAGGCAUUUGCUAUAUUCCGGGCAGUGGCUGUAGGAAAGGACUUGAAGAGACUUCUCUAUGCAAUUUUGGUUUUGUGGGUUUUGUCUAUCAUUGGCGGCUGGUUCGACUUCUUAACCCUAGUUUAUAUCAUAUUUGUGAUGAUACUAACAAUGCCAUUGUUGUACGAGAGGCAUGAAGAUCAAGUGGAUUCUUAUGCUCUAAAGGCAAAAAGCAAACUCCAGAAACAAUACAGCAAAUUGGAUGAAAAGGUUCUUCAGAAACUACCUAAAGUUCCUCUGGGUGCAGACAACAAGCAGCAGUAAUGAACAUCCCUAAACUAUGCUUCAGCAUAUCAGAUGCUUAGUUUUUGCAUGUUUUAGGUUAUUGGCUUUUUGCUUAUGCUAGUGUAGCUAUAAGUUACCAGAAACAAUAUUUUCUGGUCUUGUAUAACUUGGUUUAUAGCUUGCUCUUCUCAAUAUCAUUGUCCACAUAAUGCGUUUUUCAAGUUGAAAUACUUAUUUUAGUAUA